This is a messenger RNA of Bombyx mandarina (wild silkworm), 1431 nucleotides long. Its product is annotated as cilia- and flagella-associated protein 184. Lineage: Eukaryota; Metazoa; Arthropoda; Insecta; Lepidoptera; Bombycidae. Gene Ontology annotation, biological process: cilium assembly. The record is from RefSeq and is a predicted model, not a curated record. Gene Ontology annotation, cellular component: axoneme; ciliary basal body.
GUCGUUACGGUACGUAGAUAAUGGAGUAAAAUAAUUUCGGCUGUAACCCUAAGCAGAUCAAUAAAAGCAGGCUAAAUCAAACGGAUCACGCGAUGGCUGAGUCUAAGACGCAGCUGAGAAAUUCUAAAACGAAUAUUGAGAACCCAGAAAUUGAUAUUUCGAACAGUUCUCUUGAUGCCGAACCAGUUGAGGAUAAUGAUGAAACUGGCAGUGAACAAAUCGGACAAAAUGUAGCCACAGCAGCUGUAACCAUAGAUCGAGACGAAUACUUGCAAGCUCAUAGAGACUUGGCCGUGGAACGCAGUCAGCAACUAUUGAAAAACAAUAUACUGCAUCGUCGAUUGGCUGAGUAUUAUAAAAAACGUAAACUGGAUCAUGUUUUAAAACAACUAGACGGAGCUGCAGAUUUGGAGGAAAAGUACCAACAAAAGCUAUUUUCGUUUGAAGAACUUAAAGAAAAGUCGGAAAGAGAAAUAGCGGAUAUCAAAGCAAAAGUCCAAACUGUACAGCUGCAAUACGCGGAUCGUUUAGAACAAGCCGAAAAAAAAUUUGACGAAUUGGAGAACUACGAGAAGAAUACAGGAACAGGCCUAAUUUAUUCAAAAAAGGGCAAACCCAUUGCUGACAAGACAGUUCAGAGGUUUUUAACGCUUCAAAGACGAAAAUGCGAGCAGUCGUCAGCGCUAUGCCUCCGUUAUAUUCGUGCGAGAAACGCUGUGGCUGAACUUGAAGCUAUAGUGAGAAAACUCGAGAUGCUCGGGCCUGGCUUAUAUGUGGCUCAGUACGAACAAUUGGACAUCGACCAUCAAAACUAUAUGACAAAAAUAGAAGAAAGAGAAGACGAACUCAUAAGGAAUCGGAGUAAAUGCACUGAGCAUAAUCAGAUUUUAGCUCAUAUUAGAGAGAAAAUGCAUCACACGGAUGACGUUAUCGAUUUUGCAGAAUGCGACCUCGGCGAUGCUGAAAUUGAAUUUUUACGCGCCAGAGAAGAUCUUGGUCAGGUUAAAAAUCGACGCGAUAAAAUACGAUGGUCUCUAGAAGCGGAGAGAUUGAAAGCAGGCUUACUGACGAGAAAAGAUCUCUUGAGAGAUUACCAGGACGCGACAGAUCAGGUGCUGCAAUUGAAACAGCAAAAAGCGAACCUUGAAACCUUAAUAGCUGACACGAAUAAAGAAUUGAGAAAAGCUCGUAGUCGAAUUCGCAUUGAGCAUUCGUCUGUUACGGAUAUAUCCAGAUUAAAGCGCAUGGAUAAGCAACCGGACAUAAAUAACAAAACAAUUUAGAAAGAGGCAAUGCAGGAUCUUUAUUACUAGUAAAUUAAAGCUACAGUUCAACUUCAAGCUACUUCUUCUUCUUGCUUCGGUUUCCUCAAUACUGAGAGUCGUGACCACCUCCUCGCAACAAGAGCUUAUUACGGACCAUUCCACGCCA